This is a messenger RNA of Adineta ricciae, 687 nucleotides long. The record is from the annotation of a GenBank genome assembly. NCBI's taxonomy places the organism in Eukaryota, Metazoa, Rotifera, Eurotatoria, Adinetida, Adinetidae.
AUGGCAGAAGAAGACGACGAGAAUAACGAUUUUGAGUUAGAGCAUUGUCUAACCUCAGAAAACUUGGUAACCGAACCAAAUAUGCAAUCUGCUUCCAAUCUAGGUGUUACAAAGAUAUUGAAAGCAAAUCGGAAUUCAAAGCCUUCGCAAAAAUGCAAAGCAAAUCGGAAUUCACAGCCUUCACAAAAAUGCAAACCAAAUCGGAAUUCGAAGCCUUCGCGCAAACAGAAAGCUAAUCGAACUUCAAAGCCUUCUCAGAAACGCAAAGCAAAUCGAAAUUCAAAACCUUCGCGAAAACGGAAAGCUAAUCGUUACUCGAAAAUGUCAAACACGAACUAUAAAGAGAAAAAUGCACAAGUAUCAGAAUCAGAUGAAAUGAAUGAACAUGUAAAAGUUUUGAAAAAAAGUAUUCAAAAUCGUAAUGAGAGAAGUUUAUGUGAACAAGAAGAUGCGUGUAGGUUUGAUCUAGUUAUUGGGACACAUGAUCGAACUAGUAUCGAUUUAGAUUGGUUGACUGAUACAGGUUACACGGAAGAAAAUUUAGAAGCAGAGACUAUAUACAACGUACUGAACGAAAGGUUUUCCGUUUUCUCAGUUCUUGCAUCUACUAGAGAGAAAAUUUAUUGCUCAGAUAUUUUUCAACUAUUCUUCAACGGUGGCUGGCGUGUUCUUGUUGUCGAUCAUUAA